Messenger RNA from Vicia faba (fava bean), 483 nucleotides. The record is from the annotation of a GenBank genome assembly. NCBI's taxonomy places the organism in Eukaryota, Viridiplantae, Streptophyta, Magnoliopsida, Fabales, Fabaceae.
AUGUCACUAAACCAAGAGCCGAUGAUAGCUCAACUUGAGACAGUAUCUGACUGGAUUACAAAAUUAGAAUACCUUCAAUCACUGAAACUGAAAUCUAGAGAUGAAAAAGGUCGACCUUGGACUUUACACAUGAAAUCCUUCGAAAAUAAUGCAUAUCUCACGGACAUGUAUUUGCUGGGAAGCUUGAGCAGUACAUCUAUUGUGUCCCAAUUUCCACUAAGCCUAGUUGAACUUACCCUAUCACAUUCAAAACUACAGGAUGAUCCCAUGAUACUUUUGAAAGAUUUUCCAAAUCUUCAAACACUGUGUUUACUUGCAGAGUCAUACACGGGAACAACUAUGGUUUGCAAAUCUCAUAGCUUUCCGCAGCUUCAUGUAUUAAAAGUUUGGAAGCUGGAGCAAUUAGAGGAAUGGAAGAUAGAGCCAGAAACACUCCCUUGUCUCAGACAACUCGAAAUCAGAUCCUGUUGCCAAUAUAUUUAA